Molecule: messenger RNA, 4504 nt
Organism: Dicentrarchus labrax (European seabass)
Lineage: Eukaryota; Metazoa; Chordata; Actinopteri; Moronidae
Gene: vps35
Product: VPS35 retromer complex component
Exons: 17
Coding region: 140-2536 (798 amino acids)
Biological process (GO): intracellular protein transport; retrograde transport, endosome to Golgi
Cellular component (GO): late endosome; retromer, cargo-selective complex; retromer complex
Source: RefSeq, a predicted model, not a curated record
CCCAUAUCCUGCAAGUGGCGGAACACAGACCACGCCUGUCCCCUGAUGUGCUCGCUGAGUGCGGACCGUGAAGGCAGCAUUAAAGUGAGUCACAUGACAGGCCAGCCUCUCCGACGGAUCUGAUACACAUCUAAUAAUCAUGCCGACCACACAGCAGUCUCCCCAGGACGAACAGGAGAAGCUUCUAGAUGAAGCUGUGCAGGCUGUCAAGGUCCAGUCAUUCCAGAUGAAGCGAUGCCUGGACAAGAACAAGCUGAUGGAUGCUCUGAAGCAUGCCUCUAACAUGUUGGGCGAACUGAGGACCUCCAUGCUUUCUCCAAAGAGCUACUAUGAGCUCUAUAUGGCCAUCUCUGACGAACUCCACUACCUAGAAGUUUAUCUGACUGAUGAGUUUGCCAAAGGACGCAAGGUGGCAGAUUUGUAUGAGCUGGUCCAGUAUGCAGGCAACAUCAUCCCCAGACUCUAUCUGCUGAUCACAGUGGGCGUGGUGUACGUUCGCUCCUUCCCCCAGUCUCGAAAGGACAUUCUGAAGGACCUGGUCGAGAUGUGUCGUGGUGUCCAGCACCCGCUCAGGGGGCUCUUCCUCAGAAACUAUCUGCUGCAGUGCACCCGCAACAUACUGCCAGAUGAUGGAGAGCAGUCAGAGGGAACAGAGGAAAUGACGGGCGAUAUCAAUGACUCCAUCGACUUUGUCCUUCUGAACUUUGCGGAAAUGAACAAGUUAUGGGUUCGAAUGCAGCAUCAGGGUCACAGCCGAGACCGAGAGAAGAGAGAAAAGGAACGACAGGAGCUUAGGAUUCUGGUGGGCACAAACCUCGUCCGCCUCAGCCAGCUGGAGGGCGUCAACGUGGAAAAGUACAAACAGAUUGUUCUUGCUGGAGUGCUGGAGCAGGUUGUGAACUGCAGAGACUCUUUGGCUCAGGAGUAUCUAAUGGAGUGCAUCAUUCAGGUUUUCCCAGAUGAGUUCCACCUUCAGACCCUGAACCCUUUCCUGCGUUCCUGUGCUGAGCUCCAUCAACACGUCAAUGUUAAGAACAUCAUCAUCGCCCUCAUUGACAGACUGGCUCUGUUUGCUCAUCGAGAAGAUGGCCCCGGCAUUCCAGCUGAGAUCAAGCUGUUUGACAUCUUCUCUCAGCAAGUGGCCACUGUCAUUCAGUCUCGCCAGGACAUGCCAUCGGAGGAUGUGGUAUCUCUUCAGGUAUCUCUCAUCAACUUGGCCAUGAAAUGCUACCCUGAUCGUGUGGACUAUGUAGACAAGGUCCUGGAGGGCACUGUGGAGAUAUUCAACAAGCUCAACUUGGAACACAUAGCGACCAGCAGCGCCGUGUCGAAAGAACUCACCCGACUGCUGAAGAUCCCGGUGGAUACCUACAACAACAUCCUGACGGUGCUGCAGCUCAAGCACUUCCCACCGCUCUUCGAGUACUUUGACUAUGAGUCGCGGAAGAGCAUGAGUUGCUAUGUGCUAAGCAACACGCUGGACUACAACACCACCAUCGUGGCACAGGAACAGGUGGACGCCAUCUUGAACUUGGUAUCCACACUGAUACAGGACCAGCCAGACCAACCAGCUGAUGAUCCCGACCCUGAGGACUUUGCUGAGGAGCAGAGCCUUGUUGGUCGUUUCAUUCAUCUGCUCCAUUCUGACGACCCUGAUCAGCAGUACCUUAUUCUGAACACAGCCCGGAAACACUUUGGUGCAGGUGGAAACCAAAGGAUUCGCUACACACUUCCUCCUCUUGUGUUCGCUGCCUACCAGCUGGCUUUCAGAUACAAGGAAAACUCGUCAGUGGAUGACAAGUGGGAAAAGAAGUGCCAGAAGAUCUUUUCCUUCGCUCACCAGACCAUCAGUGCACUUAUCAAGGCUGAGCUGGCCGAGCUGCCUCUUCGACUCUUCCUGCAGGGGGCGCUGGCUGCGGGCGAGAUUGGCUUUGAGAACCACGAGACUGUAGCUUAUGAGUUCAUGUCACAGGCCUUCUCUCUGUACGAGGACGAGAUCAGCGACUCCAAAGCCCAGUUGGCAGCCAUCACACUGAUCAUUGGCACCUUUGAGCGAAUGCGAUGUUUCAGCGAGGAAAACCACGAGCCGCUGAGGACUCAGUGUGCGCUGGCUGCGUCCAAGCUGCUGAAAAAGCCUGACCAGUGCCGAGCCGUCAGCAUCUGCGCCCAUCUCUUUUGGUCCGGUCGCAGCACUGACAAAAAUGGUGAAGAGAUCCGUGAUGGUAAGCGGGUGAUGGAGUGUCUAAAGAAAGCUCUGAAGAUUGCCAACCAGUGCAUGGACCCAUCGCUGCAAGUUCAGCUGUUCAUUGAAAUCCUCAACAGAUACGUCUGCUUCUAUGAGAGAGAAAACGAUGCGGUGACUGUCCAAGUAUUAAACCAGCUGAUCCAAAAGAUCAGGGAAGAUCUUCCCAACCUGGAGGCGAGCGAGGAAACGGAGCAGAUCAACAAACACUUCCAUAACACACUGGAGCAUCUUCGCCUGCAGAGGGAAUCCCCUGAAUCCGAGGGCCCCGCCUAUGAGGGCCUGGUCCUUUAAAACUAUUGCAGGUUGGAAGGAUGUGAAGCCCAUCCUUAGAUGUUUCACAAUAUUAUGAAUAUACAACUGCGCACACACAAAAUCCCAUCCUGUAGGCCAGGAAUAAAAUUAAUGUCAAGAAGAGCUAAAAGAACUCUCCUUCAUUUUAUUAUUCAUUUUUCUGCAUCAUUUCCUCCUCGCUGUCCCUCACUAGCAGAAGUGUUUUCUGCGACAGGUCAGAGGUGUUAGAUUUUAAGAAGUGUGUGCCAGCAACACUGCACAAGUCUUGGGCAUCAUUCCUUUAUGAAUUCCUACUUGACCAAUUUGUCUUUAACCUGUAUCAUUUUAUUGUCGAUAGUAGACUGUUGUUGUAGGUGUAUCCACGGAGUCAUCAACCCCUCACUUGUUCACAUCUUUCCAUACUGAGAAGUGAAUGUAUUAGCUGAGUGUAUAAAGGCUACAGCAUCUAGUAGUGGUGUUACAGCUGUGUUGCAUACGAGCUAGUUCCCACCCCUGAAUAAUCAAUAACUCUGCUGUUCUUUAGGAUGGGACCACCCAAACUGAAGACCAGACAAAUGGAAGCACAUACAAACUGGCCCCACAGGAAUGACGCAACAAACGUUGUUCCCAUUAGAAGCUGAUAAAUGUUUUAGAACAAGCAUCUUUUCAUCUGGUCGGGCUUUGACUGUGGGAAAUGAGUCAGUUCAGUUAGUAAUUGUGCAGCCUUUUGCAUGAUCAUAGUCUUCAGCCAGCUGGGCUGCAAAGAAAUGACAAAUAACGUCACAAAUCUAGUCAUCUGUAAGAGCGAAAAUGUACCCCUCCUAAGUCCCACCCCUUUUGGAACCCUGGUUGCUAUGUAUGCUAUGUGCGAGGCUCAUCUAUGUUGAAAAGACAACCACAUUUUGAAGAUGGUUAAGUGACACAUGGUCAAAUCUUAGCCAUCACAUGUAACGAUCUAGUUAACAACUGAUGUAGAGUAGCUAGCUAGGUAGCAAAACCAACAUGGAACAUCUUAAAACAUGACAGCCAAAACAGACAUUUGACUAUACUUUUAACACUGUAGUCUUAUAACAGAUGUAACCAGCUAGCUAAUGAUUAAUGUAGAUUAGCUAGCAUUUUGCUAACAUUAGCUCUACAUGUGUCACUUUUAUCUUUUAACCAUCUUCAAAUGUGGUUGUCUUUUCAACGUACAUUAGCCUAGCACAUAGCAUAUCUAAAUACAGGAAAGGAGAAGGUUGACCGAGGUUCUGACCAGGGCUUGCUCAGCUCUUAUUGGAGCACAGAGCAAAAAGGGGCGGAACUUAGCAAAGGUCAAUUGUCAUAUUUUUCAGAAGAUCCUAUCAUCUCACACUUUUUAAUAACCUCAAAUUUGUCUCUCAAUCUCUCUAUGGACUCCAUAUUUCAUGUGUUCAGUUUAUUUCUGGACUUCUCACCAAUGGAUUGACACUUUCAGACCUGCAGCAUGUGUUUGCAUGCUUUACUGUGCUUGUACCAUGAGGCCUGGUUUUCAGUUUAAACUCUAUAUGGAUCCCAGCAACUACAAUGUCUGACUGUCAUAAUUUUGUCGAUGAAUGAAAUCUUGUUGCUCGGGGACACUGUCCUUUCAGAUGAAUCUGUCGUGAGGGGGGGUGAUGCAGUGAUUCCUCAGGAUAGUAUGCUAGUUGACAAGUUGCCACACUGAGAACGUAACGAUGUACAAGUUUGUGUGUAAGGUUUUGGAAUAGUUUGCUGCAGCAUCUGACAGUGUCUGCUGAUCUCUUUCUUUGCUAUUAUUGUUGAUUUUGUUUGGCCGCAGUAUUGACCAAUUUCUCUCCCCUUUUGAAUCUGUAUGUAAACCCACUUGUAAAUCAGAUAAAGAAAAAUAACUAAAGAUUAAAUAGCAAUUAUCAUUGUCAUUUGCUGAAAUAAAAUUGAAAUUAACAAUACAUAUUUGCAUUUAGUUAAUUUUACACGCAGCAUAUGAAUAUAAUAAAAUCGUAUCAUUAUUAA